Messenger RNA from Carica papaya (papaya), 1878 nucleotides. Its product is annotated as B3 domain-containing protein Os01g0234100-like. NCBI's taxonomy places the organism in Eukaryota, Viridiplantae, Streptophyta, Magnoliopsida, Brassicales, Caricaceae. The record is from RefSeq and is a predicted model, not a curated record. Gene Ontology annotation, molecular function: DNA binding.
UGUAAUUUUCCUUCUCUUCUUCCUCCUUUGGCUGGAUAUCAGCUUUCGGGUUUCGUCACCUUCCGACGAACGAGAGCACUGGAGAAGGUGCGACGGCAGCUAUGGAUCUAGUUCUCAAGAAGGAAGUCGAAGAUAACAAUCCCGAAGCGCUCUCGCCUGCUACGGAUUACCCCGCACCUGCUGUCGAAGCAGGCUUGCAGCAUCAUCUCCACUUGUCUCUCACUCCCAAGCCUCUUACUUUCUCCUUGAGGAGGAAGAAGAAGCUGUCAAUUGACAGAAAAUGCGAGACGUUGAAGAUAAAGAAGUGCCUUUCAGAAACAAUAGUCAAACAUGCUGUAGCAGGCCGCGGAAAGAAGUAUAAAAGCUGUAAGAAAAAUGGUGCUUCAGUUAAUGGAAAAUGUACUUAUGGGGAAGCAAAGUCACCUGCGAUGAUUCGAGCAGAGGAGGUUCAGUCAAACCUAGAAACUGAUUACCCCAAUUUUGCAAAAUCUAUGGUCAGAUCGCAUGUUGCCAGCUGUUUUUGGAUGGGCCUUCCAGGGCUGUUCUGUAAGUUACACUUGCCAAACAAGGAUACUACCAUUACUUUAGAGGAUGAAAGUGGAAAUGAGUAUAAGACAAAAUACAUUGCUGACAAGACAGGAUUGAGUGCUGGGUGGAGACAGUUUGUUAGCGGGCACAAUUUGCUUGAGGGAGAUGUCUUGGUCUUCCAAUUAGUCAAACCUACCAAAUUCAAGGUGUACAUAAUAAGAGCAAAUGACUUUACCGAGGUAGAUGGUGCACUUGGCCUCCUAAAUCUGGAUGCUCCUACAAAGAGUGAAGCAGAAUUGGGCGAUGUACCUUGUAAAAGUGUUAAGAGGAAAUGCCUAAAGUCACUUCCAUUAGCUAUUGUCCAAAGAGGAAAAAAGUCCCGGCCAGCCACAACUGGCUCCUAUAUUGAGCACCCAGCUGAGCAAUUUGAAAGUGACAGUGAAGAGGUGCGCUCAGAAGUUUUAGAAGGUUUCAAGCUAUCAGUGCCUGGUGUUCAGUUCAAUGAAGUAAAAAGUUUUGAGGACUUUAACAUAGUGAUUGAUGGCAUGGUUAUUGAUUCCGAGCUCUCAGAGAAUAUCCAGGAUAAAUAUUACAAGCUUUGCUGUUGUCAAAAUGCGUUUCUUCAUGAAAAUCUUAUUCAAGGCAUCAAUUAUAAGUUGGUUGUUGGAAUCAUCUGUGAAACUGUAAAUAUUGCUGAUAGCUUGAGAGCCUGCAAGUUUACCACCUCUCGUGAUGAGUAUGCUAUGUGGGACAGAACUUUACAAGCCUUUGAGCUGCUGGGCAUGAACGUUGGAUUUUUACGAGUUCGCUUACAUCGGCUAGUCAGCCUUGCCUAUGAAUCAGAAGGCUCCACUGACACAAGGAGAUAUAUAGAAGCUAAAACUGAACGAGCUUGUGCAGAAGAUGAGAUUAGGAGGCUGGAGGCGAAGCUUGUUGAAUUGAAAGGCGACUAUGAAAGCUUCGGUGCUAAAAUAGAAUGUUUGAAAUCGUCAGCUGAGAGUCAUGAGCUCAAAUUCCAAGAGGAGGUUAGUUCUCCGUGGUGACAUUUUUCUUAUGCAAAAAUAUUUUUUCAUGUUUUAUAUGGCUCUUUUCAUUCAUAAUCUCUCCAUUCUUAACCUGAAGACUGGGUCAGCCUGGUUUGUAUGUAAACUUAUUAAUGCUAGCUUUUGCAGGGAAAAAAUUUUCUUUUAUGUUAGAGAUUCAGUACAUGCUAAGUAGUAACACCAUAAUCUUCUAAAAAACUGCCCAGCUGUUACAAAGUCGAUUAGACUAUUUUGUGAACUGUUAUAGGAGAACCUGAAGUUGGAACAUGAUUUCCGUAGUUGAUUAAAAUCGUCUUUUCUGCUCCUC